CUCUAGUUUCGGUGAGCUUAUUACGGAUCCAUACUAUCUUUCUGUUUCACAUUUGAUACUAGUACAGGAUACAUUUACAUUUUGCCGGUAAUCUUUAAUAUUUCGAGUUUUGCAAAUUUUGCUUUUCAUCACCUCAGUGUAGAAAUGAUAAAAAGUGUUCUAAUGGCCUCACACGGGAACGUUUUUUCUCGCCAAUGAGCAAGGGUGCGUUUCAUUUUGGAAAAAGAAAACAGAACGCGGUCGCUCCCAUCAUUGGAAAGAGGCAAAGGAAGCGCUGCGCGACCCGCUCUCGCAUCUUUCCGAGCUGCGCAUCUCUUAAUCUGGAUGUGUAGGUAACGACCGAAUUGCCUUACACUUCUGGCUAUUUUGCAACGACGUCGUGCGAGUCCAUUUCGGCCGUCUUCCGCCUGCUUGUGUAGAACUGUUUGCUCUUCAUCUGCAUCAUGUCGAUUCUCUCCCCGGCUGAUCUGCGGAAGAUGAUCUUCGAAUGGGUCUGCAAAAUAUGGAUCAGGAAACUUUUCUCCCUUGUGCUUGUCUAUCUUGAAAUAGGAGCGCUAGAAAGGAGACUAGACCCGACGUGGGCACUUUCGGGGUCGCAUGCCCUCCUGAAGAACGCAGCCAUUGAUUUCGCCGUUCGUUGAAGAAGAAGAACGUUGCGCGCCGUUCUCGUUCUUGCAAAUCUAUGCAUGUUGCUCUCGUUGUUCUCUAGAAACAGAAAACAGACUGAUGUAAAAAACCAGAGGGAAGGGAUAGGGAAGUUUUUUCUUUCCAGGCACUGCUGCUGAUAUCAUUCACACCUCACGAGUACCGCCAAGAUCGGAUCGAAAACGUACUUUCAACUGCCUAUUUUCAUUUCUACACAUCUUGCAUUCGUUUUUGUAAAGGCCAAUUUGUUUAUUGGGUAAAUGGAAUUGCUCGAGUAAAACUAAAACCACCGGUAGAGGAUUUUCAGUUUUGUCAUCGUACUGCAUUGAUUUUGUGUACUCAUUUUCGCAGGCGGCAAGCGGAGUACCUCGUUUCAGUUGGUUACGCACGAAGAGAGUAAUUGUCGAAGCGUUUUGGGACCGCGGGCGCAGGACUUUUUUGAGAACGGCCUACGGCAAGUACUUGUGUUUGAUGUAUUCGAGGCGGAGCAGGUGAUAUCCAGGAAAAAAACUGAGUGAGUAUAACGCUUUUAGGAAAACAGCAACAGAGAUUAGACAGCUAAAACUAACUUGUCAUGCGCAGGUAGUGUGCGAAAGCUAAUUUGUGAAACGAGCCUAUGACGCAUGGCGACGAUGACAAGCGCAACUGUCUUGUUGUUUAUAUUUACACAGUUUUUUUCUUGCAUAGGUGGGGACUGUGCGGCGGACCAGCUCCACCUUGAGUCACCGGUCUAUGGCGGCCAGCCAGCAGAGCAGCACGCUCCCGUCCCCGGACGACUGCGAGACUGUAAACACGAACUGCAGCCCCGAGGACGUCAGUGUGAGUCCAGGAGGAAGCUUGUUGCUCAAUCGCCAACAGUCGUUGACCGGGAACUACACGACUACCGGAGGGGGUGACCGGUCAGGCAUCGUACUCGCACCGCAGAGAAUUGGGGGGGACCGGGACCGGGACCGCCCUGCUGCUGCGGAAUUGCGGCCACCCGUGCAGCAGCAGCACGCGGGCACAACUACAAGUGCGAUCCGAGUUGUUGGCGGCGCGGAACAAGCGGAUGCAGCCGCAGGCGGGCGCAAUUCCCAUGCCGGUGUUUUAGUCGGAGGAGCUCCACCCGGAAGCAGUGCCGCAUCGUCCUCUUCCUCAGCCGGACUCGUCGCGACUGGAGCUUCUUCCAGCGCCGCAGCCACAGCGCCAACCGCAUUGCAGCAAGCGAGCCCGCGACCUCUGAUGGGGUCGGCGCGAUCGGUUCGCAGCACCGCAACAACCACGACGAGCGGAGGCGGUCGGCCGGGCCGCCGACUCACCGCCUCGUGGGACGACGCCGAAGAUGUUGUCUCCCUGUGCGAUCCACCGCAAACGCAGGAUAUAGCUACCAAACAGGCUGUCCCAACCGAUCUCGUGAGGUCCCGGGCAGGAAAGGCGGAGGGUGAGUUUAUUCCAUCUUAAUCUUUUUCGUCUCCUGAAGAUGUUGCCUUGAGCACUUACUGCCUGCUCAACAAUCAAUCUCAGCUUUGCUUUCAUCCCCCUGAUUUAUUCGCUGACCGCGAAUUAGUUAGUUUGCGUAUUCCCGCCAAGCACAGAGUUUCUACUGUUUGAAUUUUCUCAGAUGACGGCACCGCAAUGCUUGUUUCAACGACCGGCGUGGCAGGGUCAAGUUUGUCACUGCGUGACUCCCCCGGAAUUGAGUCCCAGACCCGCAGCGGCGGAGCGACGGACUUGAGCACCCAAGCGUCUACCGUGCUGGCAGAGGACACGCCUUUUCUCACGCGCGCGGACACUGCGUCCUUGCCGAAGACGACGAGUGGAGGAUCUUUGAGCAGUCAGCCAACAAAUGGACGGAAGGGUGCGCGGCCGCCGCGCAACGGGGAAUUGCCGGCACUCCCACUGCAUUUGGAUAUGUCGGGAAGCGCGCGCACGCAGGGCAGCAGCACGCGCACACCAGUGGAGGAGGAGGCGCGCAUCGACAUGCAAGCCAGUUGGGGCGCGCACUCGAACGCGUCCUCGCGAGCGUCUGAAAGCACCCGUCGGCCGCGUCGACGCGUGGUCGAGCGUUGGGUGUGCGGCUUCGGACAGGGGGGUCCCGUGCGGAGCGUCACCGCCGGCGUUGCGCCUGGACAACGCGGGAUGUCGUCCAGCCAAAGCAUGAUGUCGUCGUCGCGGUAUAAUAGCGGCUCUCGGUCAGCGCAGGACCACUACGACGCCGGAACGCCGGCCGCAAGCAGGGCGACCACGACCACCGGUGCCUCGCCGCGCGGUAGUGUCGUAGCCGGAACCCCUGGGACAACAUCUUCCACAGCUGGCCUCUCCUCGCUCAGUGGCAGUACGAGCGGAACAAGUGGGCAGCAGCAACCGAGUGGUCUCACGCUGCGUCGACUGGACGAACGAGUGAUGCGGAAGUUGAGUACGGCGUGCCGCUCGCUGCUGGUGCUCACCCGCGUGCUUCCCAGCUACAACAUGGCGCGCAAGAAGGUGCCACUCUACAUGCACAUCUACUUCGCGGACCCCAACGUGGUCCUGUCCCCGGUGCCGGAGGAGCUCCUGCAAGUACCCAGCUCCAUCGGCACGCUGACAUUCUCGUUGGCGCGGGGACGACAGAGCUCCGUCACCCGCCGGAUGCAGGCGACUACGCCUCUCAUCGUCCGCAACUCGCAACUCUACAACCAGGUGGGAAACAAAAUUUCUGUCAGUGAAGGCUACGUUUUGGACCAAAUCUCCCAUGACGGCCUCACCGAAGCGACGGAUGUAUAAACAUAAAAGUUCGGUUUUUUUCUUGUGUUGAUUACUAGUAACCUCAUCCAGGGCCGCUGCUCCUGCUGACGUAGAAGGUUCAUCUCGUUUCUUUCGAUUAUGUUUCGUCUGAUCUAGAGCACAAACACUAAAUACAAAAAUGCGAACAGUUGUUCAGCGAGCGCUCAAAGGAUUUCCGCCCUCCCAGUCGGCGGAACUCGCAGAUGCAGUACCAACAUCCUGGUACUAUGUCUACUAGUGGUCUCCUCGGUGAAAGCAGCAACGCUGGUUCUGCAUCAGCCCACGGGCCGCGGGCCGGCAGCGCGGCUGCCUCGUCGUCGACGUCUGGUGAGCGCGACGAAGUGAAGAUGGGUUUGUACGGGCUCGAAGGUGAGUCGUCUAGCAGUUCGUUGGGCGGGGACAACAAGUUUGUUCGCGAUGGGCUGCAAGCUAGCAGCGGGGGAUCGUCGUCGGUCAUGUCGGAGAACAUUCUUGUGGUGGAACAAGAUCAGGACGAGGACUCGCGGAGGUCGCGUGGAUCGGGAGCGGUGGAAAUGGAGAUGCGCGGACUCGACGAACUGUCUCCUGCAACGGAGACGCCGCCGGUGCUGGUCUAUGGCGAUACCAUUCUUGAAUCGUCCGCAAAACGAUCGCCGAACCCCUCUGCAGAAGAGCACGAUCUGAAUGGGAGCCCGCCCGACCACGGCGGGAGGACUUCGUCUACGUCGCGGCGGGACAGUGGGCUGCGCGAUCCAGCCUCAGACGGAAGGUCUCGCGGCGAGCCGCCGCUCGCCAGCGCCGCGGAAGAACUGGGACGAGGCAAGAAUGCCUUUCGAAUGCAAGAACUUCUGCAAUCCCCCCCUGAUGUGGGAACAAAAACAGCGGCUAGUAGAGAAAAAGCUACUUCCUCCUCGUUAUCUUCUUCAUCGCAGCCGGAAGAUAGUAGAACAGCGGGAAGAAGAAGCACUACACACCAAUCGCCACCGCAGCUGCCUCCGGGCAUGCUAGCGAACAGCAGUCUCGAUGUUCUUUCCCCCGAACAUCAAGACGGGAGGUACGACGCGAGUCCGCUGCUGCGCGAGCUGAAUCCGUUUCUGCCACGGGUCAACUCGGAGGAGCAGCAGGACCAGGUGCAGGACGCAGAAACGCAGGCCUUGAUGGAAGCUUUUGUGAUUUCCGCGCGCGCGCUGCAGCUCGAUGACCUGUUCGGCCGCUACGAGGACGCCUAUCUCACGCAAGACGAGCUCAGCCGUCGUCUCGCCUACUACAGUCAGCGAUCGGGGUCGUGA
This is a messenger RNA of Amoebophrya sp. A120, 4655 nucleotides long. The record is from the annotation of a GenBank genome assembly. Lineage: Eukaryota; Dinophyceae; Syndiniales; Amoebophryaceae.